AUGUACAGAUACGCCGCUUUAAAACAAACAGAAAGGACACAUGUUGUACAGUCUAUACUGAGACGUCAACUCUCCACUACUAAUGUAGUUCAUAAUAACCCAAAAUCUCCAUUACAGAUUUUCCGUGAAACCUUUAAAGAGGAAUGGAAAAAGUCACAAGAAUUACAAGAUAAUAUUAAAUCAUUGCAAGAUGCUGGUGGUAGAUUAGGAGAAUCAGAGGCAUACAAGAAAGCCCGUGAAGCGUACUUAAAGGCACAAAAGGGUUCUACCAUUGUAGGAAAGACCUUAAAGAGAACCGGUGAAACGAUUGAGGACAUGACUACCAAGGUUUGGGAUUCUAAUAUUGGUAAGAACACUAGGAAGGCUGUUAGUGCCACUGCACGUAAGAUCGAUGAAGGUUUUGAGCCGGUCAGAAAAACGAAGGUAUACAAAGAUAUGUGUGAAGUCGUUGACGAUGGUGACUCUACUAGCUAUGGUGGAUUUCUCACUAAGGAGGAAAGAAGACUUAGACGCGAGAGAGACAUUGCAUCUGGGCGUAGAGCUCAGCCCGUGAAAAGCAACGACGAAGCAGGAACAGCUAUCGUAGCUACUAGCAAAGAGGCUAAAGCUUCGUUCGGAGAGCGUAUUAGCGACUUCAAGGAGAAGACAACUGUCGGUCGUAAGCUUGCAGAAUUGAAGGUCAAGCUUUGGGAUGAAAAUGAAAAUCCGUUGAUAUCUUUUAUGCGUACCGUAACGAAUAAAGUUGGUGGACUAUUUGCAGAAACUGAGUCUUCCAGAGUUUUUGCUCAGUUUAAGAUGAUCGAUCCUACUUUUAACAAUGAGAUGUUUACCAGACAUCUCAGAGACUACAUUGUUCCAGAAGUUCUGGAAGCGUAUGUAAAAGGUGAUGAGGCUGUUUUAAAGCGUUGGUUCAGCGAAGCGCCAUUCAAUGUCUAUGCAGCUCUUCAGAAGCAGUUUCGUGAGCAGGAGUUGUUUUCCGAUGGUAGGGUCCUGGACAUCAGAGGAGUUGAGAUUAUCAGCGCAAAAUUGCUACCUCCACAAGAUGUCCCUGCAUUAGUUGUUAGCUGCCGUGUUCAAGAAAUUCUUCUUUACAGAAAAGCCAAGACUGGUGAGAUCGCUGCAGGUCACGAAUCCAAUAUCAUAAUGAGUACAUAUGCUAUGGUUUUGACGAGAGAUCCUGAGAACGUUAAUGACAAAGAAACUGAGGGUUGGAAGAUUUUAGAGUUUGUUCGCGGUGGUUCUAGGAACUUUACCUAG
Molecule: messenger RNA, 1257 nt
Organism: Eremothecium sinecaudum
Lineage: Eukaryota; Fungi; Ascomycota; Saccharomycetes; Saccharomycetales; Saccharomycetaceae
Gene: TIM44
Product: protein translocase subunit TIM44
Exons: 1
Coding region: 1-1257 (418 amino acids)
Biological process (GO): protein import into mitochondrial matrix
Cellular component (GO): mitochondrial inner membrane
Molecular function (GO): protein-folding chaperone binding
Source: RefSeq, a predicted model, not a curated record